Aquila chrysaetos chrysaetos is the source of this 2795-nucleotide messenger RNA. RefSeq names its product DnaJ heat shock protein family (Hsp40) member C30 (gene DNAJC30). Lineage: Eukaryota; Metazoa; Chordata; Aves; Accipitriformes; Accipitridae. Bases 58 to 684 code for a protein of 208 amino acids. The record is from RefSeq and is a predicted model, not a curated record. The transcript is spliced from 2 exons.
GGAAGGCCCCGACGCGCCCAAAAUGGCGGUGGGCGGGCGCUGAGGCGGCGCGGCGGGAUGGAGCCGGCAGCGCUCGGCCGCCUGUGGCGCCUCCUGCCCGCCGCCCCGCGGGCCGGCCGCGCCCAGGCGCCGUCCCGCAGCGGGCAGACGGGCGGCGGAGCUCCGCGGGCGUGCCGCGACCUGUACGAGGUGCUGGGGGUCCCGGCCACGGCGACAGCGGCGCAGAUCAAGACGGCGUACUACGAGCAGUCGUUCCGCUACCACCCCGACCGCAACGCCGGCAGUGCCGCCGCCGCCGCCCGCUUCGCCGCCGUUAGCGAGGCCUAUCGGGUGCUCGGCAGCGCCGCCCUGCGCCGCAAGUACGACCGCGGUCUCCUCAGCCGCGAGGACCUGCGCGGCGCCCCACAGCCCAAGGGCCGCCCGCCUGCUCCCCCCGCGCCGCCGCCCCCGGCCCCCGCUGCUGCCCGCCGUGGGCCCGUCCCGCCGCCCUUCGACUUCGACGCCUUCUACCGGGCGCACUACGGGGAGCAGCUGGAGCGGGAGCGGGUGCUGCGGGCGCGGCGGGAGCAGCUGCGCCUCCGCCGGGAGGAGGCCGCGACCCAGGGACGCUUCCGGCUCCUCUCCGACCUCUCGGUCGGGCUCAUCUUCUUCCUGGGUUUCGCUAUCCUCUACGGCCUCAAGUGACAGCAGGGCCACUGCAGGGCAGGGUAGCCACCGGGGCACCCACAUAGCUCCACUGCUGCGGUGGGAUGGAGUGUCACCAGUGGGCAUGGCAGCUGGCUGGGGGGCGUUUCCUGCACCCGCACAGCUGGCAGGCACCGUGUGCAGGCUCUGCUCCUCGAGCCAUGACAUUUCGCCUCUGCUGGCAUGGCCUCCGGAUGCAGUACGUGACCAGCAGGCACCAUGCGUGGGCUCUGCUCCUGAGGCUGAGAGAUGUCCCUUCUGCCAGUGUGACCUUCAGAGAUGGUGCACAACUAGCAGGCUCUGUGUGCGGGCUCUGGUCCGUGGGCUGUGACCUGACCCCUCUGCCAGCAUGACCUUCAGACAUGGAGGGCAACUGGCAGGCACAGUAUGUGGCUGCGAUGUGACCUCUGCAAGUGUGACCUGCAGACAGCAUGUGACCACUGGCUACCACAUGUGGGCUCUGCUCCACAGGCUGUGAUGUGCCCCUGCCACCAGCGUGACCUUGCAGACAUGGUGUAGGGGCUUGACAGGCUGCUAUGUGCCCCCUCUGCCAAUAUGACCUGCAGACAGUGCCUGACAGGGCUUGCCCUGCUGUGUUGCAAGUACGGAAGUCUUGGCUUCAGCAGCCUGGAAUAAUGAAACCUGGGCCCGUGGCAGCUCGUGUCCUGGUCAGUGUGUGACAUCGGCUGGAGGUGCUGUCCAAAACACUGCUGUGUUUAGAACAGCCUGUCCUGUCUUGGGCUUGCCAGGAGCUUUGUACAAGACCAUCCCGCACAGGCCUUUGUGGUUGGGAGUGGUAUGCUUCUGAGCACUGAGUGCCAUUACUUGUCUUUUAUAUGUAUCUAAGCAUCAUUUGCACGUAAGAGUAUUUGCCUAUUUAAGUACUGAAGUGUUUUAAGAACUAAAGAUUGUGUGUCUCGGAGCUUCUGUCUUUCCUUGGGUGAAGGUUUCACCUGUGCCAUGCUGGUAGUAUGUGGAGCGAGCGAAGCUUCAUGGUAUUGAACUCUGAGUGUGCCAAAGACUUCAUUCACCUGCAUUACUUUGCACUGGAUUUGCUGCGCCUGGCUGGCACUGGUCUGCGCAGGAACCAAGCUCUCUCCCCUCACUGCAGUGACCUUGGGUUAUGUUUUCUCCCAACACAAAAAUGUUAAAAGCAAAUGCCCCAUGUUUUCUGGCUGUGGAGUUCUGUGAUACUAAACUGAGCCUGAGACAGCAGCAUGGCAGGGAGUAUAAUGCCUCCUGGUACAGGGUAUAAACUGUAGAGGAGAGCUUUCUGCCUUUUCUGGAAAGCACUGUACCACUUCCAGCUGCAGACUCCGGAGACCGCUGCAUGUUUGGAGCAAAUUCAGCCCAGGGACAGAGUGCGAGCUUUCCAGGAUCCUCUCCGGUUGUCAGUCCAUCCUUCUUUGUGGGAUUAUAGUGCUGAAAUGUCAGUAUGUGAAGAGCAGGAACCCAGCGUUCAAGGGUAUCCAUUACAGAGUAAAAGUCUCCAGAGUUGUGGCUCUGUGUCAUGUGCUGAUGCAUUUUCAUGCCAUAAACCAGCUUACCUGAAAGAUCAGAGGCGACUUCUCUGGCAGAGUUUGGCAGGAAAUGUUCUCUUCCAGGCUGGAGAAGCUAGGAUGUCCAUAGGAAAUGGUGGGUACAAGGGAGCACCUCUCCAGUUCCUGGUGUGGCUUGCAGGUUUUUAAGGCAGCCCUGCCAAACACGAGGUGUCCUCUGGAUUGAUCUUUCUUAAAUCUAUGUAGUGCCAAGGCCUGGGGCUUGUGGACUGUUUCUGCAAGCAGGCUCUGUACCCAGCUGUGAGCCAGCUUCCUGGCAGAGAGAGGGUCUGGUGUGGAGCAGGAGGAACAGGCUAGCUGGUAUGCUGCCUGUAUCACUCUGCUCCCUAACACUGGGACAGGGAAGAGCUGCUGCAGUAAGCCGGCUGGGCUGGCUCCUGCUCUGUGUCUGGUGCUUGUGUCUGAAAUUGUGGGGUGAAGUGCCCAGGCACCAAAACUGAGCUAAUCCAUGUGCCUUUCAAUGGGUGGUUUGGGCAGUUUAUAUUACUGGUUCUUCCUCAGGUCUCCAUGAUGAAUCUUGAACAUUAAAUAUAACUAGCCAUAAACUGGUGA